AUGCUAAAACCUUUCCGUAUCAAGGAUCUUCUUGAUCCUGCUCUGGACGAACAGCCAGGCCCAUCUUGUUUGGGCGUGAAGGAUAGUGAAGGCAACUCUCGAACAGACCUCCAUGCCGCUGGGCAAGAAGACGACAAACCAUCAGAAUGCCACACCUAUGACGGUAUCGUGGAAAUAUCCCGAACUGAAUACGAUGCAACAAUUUCUCAAAUUCCCGAUUCUAAGCUCCGCUACACCGAUGAAGACGAUGGCGAGACAGUUACUGUAGGAUCAUCCUUUGAACUCGCUCAGCGGCUGGACGAGACACCGGCAGAAUCAACGUCUCCACUGGGGCUAUCUCCAUUUGGUCAACUUGAGACAACUCCGAUGCACCUCUUUGACAUUGGCAAAUCUUCUACUUCUAUCAAGACUUGGAAAGCUUUCGAAACGAGAACGUCAUUGCAAAAGUGUCAACCCUCGGUAUCUUGCCUAUCCGACAUACCGGAGAAACUUCCUUCAGUUGCUACCUCCUCAAGCUCAAUAUUCACGCCAAAAUUGAAUCCUACCAACAUUAUAGACCCGCGACAACAUUGGUUUGAAGCUUGCAACCCGCCUAAACCUCCUACCAAGGACAAGACUGAGAUGCCUGAGGGAAAGCACUCACCACAAGAAUUGAACAGGGACAAUGUAAAAACAAAUUCUAUGCGUUCUUGUGGGUCUCUUACAGACGAAGGGAAGAAGCAAGCUCAGGCUGCUGGCGCUAAAUUUCGCAAGUCUCGAAACAUGUGGCAAGGAUCACGUCCUCCGUCUCUAACUCCGGUCGGUGCUCAAAACUUUUGGAGCUCUUACCAAGUCUCGCCGCCCGUCAAGGAUGAUAAGGAUUUGACCGAAAGAGAACCAAGAAGCCAAGAAUCACCCAUCGAGGAACAACCACAAUCGUUUUUGGCAGCAUUUGAAGCUGAAUUAUCGAAGCUUGUUGAACAGAAUCCGGACUCUGAAAAUAGCGUUGAAACGGAGACUGCUCAAACAACCAUAGAGCCGGCUAUAACUCCCGCACCAAAGAUCGAACCACCGACUUCCCAUCAGAUACCCCAAACACAACCAAUCCCUAUGGCUACCGAGAUUGUAGGCAAACAUGUGCAAGCACUGUUAGGUUCGAUAGGACACUUGACAUCAGAACUUCGUGUACGACUCCCCGAAGUUGAACGGCGAAUUCUCAGCGCGCAGCAACAUAUGCCACUGCAAAUCCAAACUACAGCUCAAGAGACUCUAAAUACCAUGAGGAGCCAUGUCCAGACUUUUGCCAAAGCGGCUUUGAACGCUGCUCAGGCUACGCAAGAGGCAGCCGCUCAAAGUCAACACGCCCAAAUGCUCGCUGCAGCUCAAACAGAGGGACUACGCAAUCUUGCUUCUGAACUUGCAGAGACGGGCAGAACAAUGUUUACCGCACUUGAAGUUGGAAUCUCCGCCGACUGCCAUAAUGUGAAUGAGGCAUCGUCCCUCGAUUCACAAUCGGCUUCUGGAUUAAACAUCACUCCACCUUCAAUGGAAGGUUUGACACCAAAAUCAAAUGAUAACCUGUGCGCUACUUUGCCAAACCAAGCUACAGAUUCGCCAGCGAAGCCGUAUUCGAGGAGUCACACGACCCCAGAAACUGUUACUUCUCCGUCUAGUACUCUCUUCAUUGGGGGGUUAGGGCCCAGUACCGCAGAAGAAACCAUUCGCAAAACACUCGUGGACUACGGAUUUUUAGGUGAUGUAAAGCUGCCGACGGAUGCCGUUACCGGAAAGCACGCUGGUUUUGGCUAUAUCUACUUCCCUUGCCACUAUGCAGCUACAGGUGCUCUACAUGCCCUAAGAGGUGGAAGUAUUGAUGGACAUACGAUCAAUCUUGAAUACAGUCAAGAAACUCCCUCGGACAACACCCAUAAUAUAACGCCCACGGCAGAAUCCCUAUCGAAUUCCGACAUUUCUAAUUUGCCUUCGUCAUCUACUAGGAAUAUUCAACUUUUACAAUCUUGGGCUUUAGAUCAGCCCGCAAAUAAAACUCGGCAGAAACACUGUCCACCUGUAACAUCGGAUGUUACCAGUGAUGAAAAUCCUCACGCUGCAAAGAUUCGACGCGCAAAGUCUCUUGGUUCAUGGUCUUCCAGCCAAAGAGGUAAUGAUGCCCGUCGUGCGGUUAUUCCGCCACUCCAUCCCGUGAGAGUGGGCUACCGUGGAGUUCGCAGACAGAGCGCGCAUGAUAACUCUACGAGUCGACGCUCGGACCUAUAUCGCUUAGAUUCACCCAAUCCCGAAAUGACAACUCUACCUAUUGUGGAAGAUAUUGAUCGCGAUUUUUGGGCGCGGUAUCCUCCCCUGUCUACGUUGCAUCGUCAUCCGACACCUUCAACGGCCAGUGUUAGCCGUAUCGAACCCGAACGUGCUUUAGACCCGCGCCAUUUUACCAAAAUAAGAGUGCCCGAUCUUCUUCAGCCCGAAAGCGAGUUGACGAAACAGGCAUCGAUUCGGGACGCACCAACUUACAAAACCCGUGGUAAAGGCCCUUUACCACCGGCAGUCCCGGAUAAGGUUCCUGGCGCCUGGCCUAAAGAACGAAAUGCUCCAGGCCGUUCUUCCACUGCGGGCCCUCCACGCCCUAUGAAGGAGGCACGGAUUCAAGAUAACCGUAAGGUAGGAUCUCCUGCUCCCCUAAAUAAUGAAUUGUCAAAUGAGAGUGACAGCCCACACUCUUUCAUAUCCCCUGUUGAGCCCCAUACUUUCCCGGGGCCUCCAAUGGAGUAUCCAUAUAACGCCCCAGGAAGCUUCCCCUCUGAGACUUUGAGGACCAAAUACUCAACUCCUCACUGCGAUUCUUCUCCUCAAGGGCUGGCAAGGACCAAACUACAGGAUGUCAAUUGCUGCAUACGCAAUCUCACUUCUCUUGGGUACGCGACCGGGAGGAAUAGAGAUCGCUCAAGGCUAAGAGUAUAUGCGGAGGCUGCUGGCGGUAAUCUCAACGAAGCCAUCGAGAUCAUUGAGGAGGAGAGGAAAGCUUAUGAGCAGCGAUAUUCGCAUGAAUAG
This is a messenger RNA of Uncinocarpus reesii 1704, 3045 nucleotides long. RefSeq lists its product as uncharacterized. Gene Ontology annotation, molecular function: RNA binding. The record is from RefSeq and is a predicted model, not a curated record. NCBI's taxonomy places the organism in Eukaryota, Fungi, Ascomycota, Eurotiomycetes, Onygenales, Onygenaceae. The transcript is spliced from 2 exons. Bases 1 to 3045 code for a protein of 1014 amino acids.